AUCCAGCAACGAAAGACACGUUCACAAGUGUAUAUUAUGCAAGGAACAACAUAAACUUCACCAAUGCCCAGAAAUGCAAGAAAAGACAAUGGAUGAAAGAAUCGGCAUUAUAAAGAAUAAUGGGUUAUGUUUUGGGUGCCUUGCAUAUGGUCACAGAAAACAUGAAUGCAGAAGUAAAAUGAAAUGCCAAAAAUGUAACUCUUAUCAUCCAACAAUUCUACAUGAUGACAAUUACACUAGUAAAGUAGUGGGAGCAGCUGUAUGCCAUACCACCCACAGUUCUGAGAAUGUGCAUUCCAUGAUAGUGCCAGUUGUAGUGCACCACGAGGAUAAUCCAGACAUUUUUUCAGUGGUAUAUGCAGUACUAGACGAGCAGUCAGAUGCCUGCUUUGUAAAGUCCUCGACCCUCAGUGAACUCGAAUGUAAAGGGAAGCAUAUAGACAUCAGACUUUCAACCAUACUUGGAGAAAAAACCGUCCCGAGCAGGAAAGUUGGAGGACUUGUUGUGAGAGGUCUGAACCAAGAGACAUUGAUUGAGCUUCCAGAUACAUACUCCAGAGACUCCAUUCCAGUUAAGCGAUCGCAGAUACCCAGACCAGAAACUGCUAAGAAAUGGCCACACUUGCACUCAAUUGCUGAUAAGAUUACUCCUUAUCGCCCAGACUUAGAGGUAGGGCUGCUGUUGGGAGUAAACUGUAUGAAGGCCAUUAGAGGUCUGGAAUACGUACAUGGUAGAGGAGAGGACUCAUAUGCAUACAGAUGUAACCAAGGUUGGGGUAUAGUAGGGCCAGUGGAUAAAUCAAGACCCAUAGAUGAGAACAAGAGCUUUGCAACACAUGCCUUUGUCUUUAGAACACAAGUGACAGAGAUCAGCCCCGCUGAGGUUUGCAGUCUCUUUGACCAAGGUUUCGACCAACAGAAAGAUGAAAGGUUAAGCCUUCAAGACCAGAAGUUCAUGAAGAUUAUGAAGGAGGGCAUACAUUUCAACGAGGGUUUUUACGAGAUGCCACUACCAUUUAAAGAUGGACAUCCAGCAUGACCAAACAACAAACCAGCAGCUGAGAUCAGACUA
Molecule: messenger RNA, 1072 nt
Organism: Lingula anatina
Lineage: Eukaryota; Metazoa; Brachiopoda; Lingulata; Lingulida; Lingulidae
Source: RefSeq, a predicted model, not a curated record